Messenger RNA from Lonchura striata (white-rumped munia), 1063 nucleotides. It is a transcript of the gene IGFBP7, whose product is annotated as insulin like growth factor binding protein 7. Gene Ontology annotation, molecular function: insulin-like growth factor binding. NCBI's taxonomy places the organism in Eukaryota, Metazoa, Chordata, Aves, Passeriformes, Estrildidae. Gene Ontology annotation, biological process: regulation of signal transduction; regulation of cell growth. Gene Ontology annotation, cellular component: extracellular region. The record is from RefSeq and is a predicted model, not a curated record.
CCAUGCCGCCCGUCGCGAUGCCGCUGCUGCUCCUGCCGCUGCUCCUGGCGGCGCUGGCGGUGCCCGCCCCGGGCACGGCGGCGGCGGCGGGGGGCUGCGGGCCCUGCGACCCGGCGCGGUGCCCGGCGCUGCCGGCGCGGGGCUGCCCGCUGGGCCGGGUGCGGGACGCCUGCGGCUGCUGCUGGCAGUGCGGGCGCGGCGAGGGCGAGGCGUGCGGCGGCGGCGGCGCUGCGGGGGGACGCUGCGCCCCCGGCCUCGAGUGCGUGAAGAGCCGCCAGCGCCGCAAGGCGAAAGGCGGCCCGGUUCCCCCCGCCGCCGGCCCACCCGGCGUGUGCCUCUGCAAGAGCCGCUACCCGGUGUGCGGCAGCGACGGGCUGACGUACGGCAGCGGCUGCCAGCUCCGCGCCGCCAGCCUGCGCGCACAGAGCCGCGGCGAGCCCGCCAUCAGCCAGCGCAGCAAGGGAGCCUGCGAGCAAGGACCCUCCAUUGUGACUCCUCCUAAGGACAUCUGGAAUGUGACAGGAGCACAAAUCUACCUGAGCUGUGAAGUCAUUGGUAUCCCAACCCCUGUCCUCAUCUGGAACAAGAUAAUUCGAGGACAGUAUGGUGUCCAGAGGAUGGAGCUCCUGCCUGGGGACCGGGAGAACUUGGCUAUCCAGACCCGUGGGGGCCCUGAGAAACAUGAAGUGACUGGCUGGGUGCUGAUAUCUCCUCUGAGCAAAGAGGAUGCUGGGGAAUAUGAGUGCCAUGCAUCAAAUGCCAAAGGAGAGGCAACAGCUUCUGCAAAAAUCCAUGUUGUGGAAACUCUGCAUGAAAUAGCCCUGACCAAAGAUGAUGGUGCAGAGCUGUGAUGUGAGGACUUUCACUUACGCAGUUUUAAAUCAGUAUUUUGGAAAGCUGCAAGCUCUGGCUUUUUCUAGCUGACUAAUCAGUCCCUCUUAACACCUUUUUUCUCUGAGUCCCAAUUUGCUUGCACAUUUCUUUCACAGAUACAAAUAGAUUCACAAGCUUGAUUACAAAUUUUAAUUCUAUUUACAGGAAAUAAACGUACUUUUGAACAGCA